UUUGUCCUUCUUGUGUUCUCAGGAGACACUGUGUUCCUGAGUGGGGCUGCCGCCACCCCCAUCCAACUGGCCAAGGCAAUGACAGACUACGGCAAGAGUGCAGGACUCAAGGGUGUCACAGUUUGUCACAUGCACACUGAGGGUGAUGCUCCCUACACAAACGAGGACUGUGCAGGUAUCUUUCGUUCGAUGUCUUUCUUCAUGGCCGCUAAUGUCAGGAAGGGUGUGGCUGAGGGCCGAUCUGACGCCAUUCCUAUUUUCCUCUCGGAAAUUCCAUUGCUGUUCACCCGUAAGAUUGUGAAACCUGAUGUUGCCAUGAUCCAGGUAAUGUUUACAACUGGACUGUUUUACACUUGCACUUAUAAAUUAUGACAACACAUAAUUUCC
Molecule: messenger RNA, 387 nt
Organism: Homalodisca vitripennis (glassy-winged sharpshooter)
Lineage: Eukaryota; Metazoa; Arthropoda; Insecta; Hemiptera; Cicadellidae
Product: 4-hydroxybutyrate coenzyme A transferase-like
Exons: 2
Coding region: 79-372 (97 amino acids)
Biological process (GO): acetate metabolic process
Cellular component (GO): mitochondrion
Molecular function (GO): acetate CoA-transferase activity
Source: RefSeq, a predicted model, not a curated record